Messenger RNA from Symbiodinium sp. CCMP2592, 1230 nucleotides. Lineage: Eukaryota; Dinophyceae; Suessiales; Symbiodiniaceae. The record is from the annotation of a GenBank genome assembly.
AUGGACCACCGUUCUCUUCGCUUCUUGUGUGUCUUGGUUUUGGUGUCUGUGACAGCUGCACAGGAGCCGAAUGUGACCCGGUGCACGAGCGGCGCGGCUAACAUCACCACGGGCAUCGCGUUCCAUGUCCAGGUGUGCAACCUCUUCGGCGGUACCUGCUACAUCAACCACCCCAACAUCCAAGAUUGCGCUACCGAGUCGCUCGAAAUCUCGGCGGGGGAGUGCAAGCUGUAUCCUAUCCGUGAGUAUGUUGACAACUGGGUGCGGUCCGGCGCAAGUGCAGUGGAAGAGCUAUCCACCGAAAGGGACUUGGGCUGCAGUGUCUUCAUCCAGAAUGGGAAUGCGCGGCUCUCGGGUGCCUGCGCGGCUGUGCAGUGCUCGCUGGGUGGCAGUGCAUGGGCUGGACCCGGCAUGACCGGCACCAGCCCCCCCACACGAGAGACAGGGGUGACAAAUACCGCCACGGCUUCGUGGACUAACUUCACCCUGGUGGAAAUCAGUGGCGAUGCGGAGCAGCUCAAGAAUGUGUUCCUCUACCGAACCGGCGACUAUGUUGCUACAACACGACGAACCUAUCAAUGGAACACGAACCCCACUCUCAGCAUUGGCAAGCUGCCCACGUCCAACGGAAACAACUACGGACCUGUGGCCUGCCCUGCUGGCGACACGCUGCUCAGCGCGGCCACGAUCUCUGCAUCGGACAUGAAGAUGUGCGGUGCCACUGGCAAGUGGACCUACUUCAACGCCAUCAACUUGCUGAGCGACGCAAACCUGUAUGCAACCUAUACUGGGAAUACUGCAGGCGCGAGCGUGAACAUCGCGCAAGUCCCCUUCCUUGACGGACGGAGUGGCUUCCAAUCAGGCACCAACAUGGCCAAUGCUCGUUCUGUGAUGCUUCACUCAGGCGAUGCUGCAUCCAGUGCGGUGCUCCUCACGAGCGGGACGAUUACGCCGCAGGUUGACUUUACAGGUGAAGUCGCUGGCACGUGGCGCAGCUAUGGUGUGGUCUUCUACUGUGACGACUAUACUCGCACGGACCUGACCACCUGUGCCGAGGCAAAUCGCAAGAUGCUGUACGUUGCGGAUCCCAACCCAGAGGAACAGUAUGGCACGACUGCAAGCAUGAGCGGCACCGGACAGGACACGCUGCCGGAUGGUUCGACGUCCGGUGGCCUUCGAGCGUUGGCUGGAGCUCUGAGCUUCGGAAUCUUCGCUCGUUUUAUCCUCUGA